AUGGUCUCCCCGGCCAUUGCCUUGGCUUUUAUCCCCUUCGUGUUCUCUCUUCUCAUCCGCUACCGCCACUACUUCUGGCUCUUCUACCGAGCGGUGCUGGUUCGAUGUCUCCGGGACUACCUGACUGGGAUCCCCAAGGAGGACAGGGCCUUCCAGUACAUCAUGACUCACGCCAUCCCCGGUGACCCGCUGCACAUCUUGGAGACCUUUGACCAGUGGAGCUACCACUGCGAGUACCUCAGCAAUUUGGGACCCCAGAAAGCAAAGAUCCUGGAGCGGCUGAUCUAUGAGAAAGCGCCCCUCACCGUCUUAGAGCUGGGCACCUACUGUGGCUAUGCCACCAUCGUCAUGGCCCAGGCGUUGCCCCUGGGCGCUCGUCUGUGCACAGUGGAGAUGGAUGCACGCAAGGCCUCGGUGGCUGAGAAGGUCAUCCGCCUCGCUGGCUUCGACGACGACAUGGUGGAGCAAGUGGUGGGGCCCUCCGAGGAAGUGAUCCCUCAGCUCAAAGAGAAGUACCGGCUGUUCCAAGUGGACUUUGUCUUCAUGGACCACUGGAAGCGCUGCUACUUGAGGGACCUGCAGCUGCUGGAGGCCCAUGACCUCCUCCCCGAAGGGGCCACCAUCCUGGCCGACAACGUCAUCUUCCCUGGGGCACCCCACUUCCUGCAGUACGUCAAGGCCUGUGGCAAGUACAAGUGGAGGAUCCACAGGACCAGCCUGCAGUACUUCCGGGGCAUCCGUGACGGCAUGGCCCAGAUCACCUACACGGGCCUGCAGUGAAGAAAGCCACUGGUGACGGGAGCCUGAGCCGCCCUCUCCUCCCCUAGCCUGAGAUGGGGCCACAAACUGCAACGGGCCUUCCUCCCAACCGGAGGAAGGGGGAAGCCACCACGUGAUGGCCUGCCCAGCUGUAGGCAACCCAGCCAAUGACUCUGCUGUGCAGGGUGGGAGCCUCAGUGAUUCUGUCCGCAUGCAAAUUUCCCAUUAUUGUUGAGAAACCAUCUCUGCUUCUCAUGACAUGCAAGGAAAAGUCACAUCUGAGCAGCACUCAGCUCUGCCUGCUCCCACUCUCAGAGUUUGAAACCACCCCUGCUUCCAGCUGAUCUCAACCUCCCACUUUGCAAACUGGAUGAGUUGGGAGUUGCUGGAUAACGCAGAUCCAAGGUCCUUGCUAGGCACGAAGGUUGA
Messenger RNA from Hemicordylus capensis (graceful crag lizard), 1188 nucleotides. It is a transcript of the gene TOMT, whose product is annotated as transmembrane O-methyltransferase. Gene Ontology annotation, biological process: developmental process; dopamine metabolic process; catecholamine catabolic process. Gene Ontology annotation, molecular function: catechol O-methyltransferase activity. The coding region runs from base 1 to 780 and encodes 259 amino acids. The transcript has 3 exons. The record is from RefSeq and is a predicted model, not a curated record. NCBI's taxonomy places the organism in Eukaryota, Metazoa, Chordata, Lepidosauria, Squamata, Cordylidae.